UUGUAGUUGACGUAAUAAUGUACAAUGGCAUGACGUAAUAUAUGGCUUAUGACGUAAACGCACUCAAGAGAAGGUUCAGUGCCUGCUUCUGGAACAGUUGAGUUGAUGAUUUGCAAAGGACAGUCAUCUUCAUGUUCAAAUAAAUCAUUUUGAGUGGACAAAGAGGACAUUCUGUCCAAUCUGAGAAGGGUGCCUGAAAGCACAAUGGAUAGAAAUCAUAAACGGUUGAAAAAAAUUCUUCAAAAAGCUGGGAUCCUCCAAGCUAGUGCUGGAGAGCAGGUGCUCCAGACAGACGUCCAUUCCGCUGGCCAUGAUGGACUAAGGCUGCCAGCCCUGGGAGACUGCCCCAAGGACAGCCCUCUAAAGACUGGGACCCUCCAAGCUAGUGCUGGAGAGCAGGUGCUCCAGACAGACGUCCAUUCCGCUGGCCAUGAUGGACUAAGGCUGCCAGCCCUGGGAGACUGCCCCAAGGACAGCCCUCUAAAGGUAAGAAACAGCUUUUAGUUCUGUUGCAAAACGUCUGGUUGUAACAGAGACCAGUUGGUUGUAAUCUAGUAAUAUGACGGGUUGAAAACCAGUUUACAACGAGAUAGUAACGUCAUUAAGACACAUGGCCAACUACUAGUUAGAACUAAUAGUAUUGUAAUUCUGAUUGUAAUUCUACAGUUAUGAUUUAUAGUUGGAAAAGUGGGCAUAAUAAUGGAGGGCUCAAGUUAAAUGUAAUUCCUUAUGUUCCUGUACCCCAGGCUGGGAUCCCUCCAAGCUAGUGCUGGAGAGCAGGUGCUCCAGACAGACGUCCAUUCCGCUGGCCAUGAUGGACUAAGGCUGCCAGCCCUGGGAGACUGCCCCAAGGACAGCCCUCUAAAGAACCUUGUGCCGAAGCCCCCACAAGGCCCCAGGCCCAGCCGAGAGACCAAUAUAGCAAAGGCAGAAAAGAAGGCCAGAGAGGCUAUCAAGCCUAGAAGUGCUAGGGAGGCUAAGGCAGGGGUGAAAAACCUAAGCCUCCAAGUAGUUGGUGUGUUGGCACUGCCUCAAACUCUUCAAUCUCGAACAACCUGUUACAGUGUCCUGCCAGCUAUCAAGAAGGGCACUAAAGUUACUAAAAUGGAGACAACACAACCCCCAGGUCCCCUGACACCUAAUGAUGGGGAGAUAAUGAUCUCCUCUCCAUCUGUUGAUGACCUCCUGACCCCAAAGAGUGAUGUCACGUCCGAGGCUAAGAGUGAUGAUGCCUCCUGUCCAAUUUCACCUGAGGCGUUCUCUCUAACAAUCUUCCUGAAGUCUCACCCUCAGAGAAAGCUUAUCAGGAAGUUCCUCAAACAAAUGAAUGUGACAAUAGGCGACCUGGACGAGAUCAUCGAGUGGGUGGUGUGUGUCUCCAGUGAGGUGUUCCUCCCAGUGAUGGCUCUGCACAGGACCUCCAGACCAGAGUCGUCAGACUCAUCCCGCUGGGGGUCAGGUGUGCUCCAGAUUGUCUCUGAAAAGUUCCACCAGCGGAGUUCUGAGCCGAAGGGAAGGCUCCUGGGCGGGCAGCCGCCCACUCCCCCUUCUGAGACCGACAAGGAGCUUCAGGGCAUAGCAGAUCUGUCUGUGAGUAACAUCCUGAAAAGGGCCCAGGAGGACCUCUUCUCUUCUGGUGAGGAUGACCUGGAGAACACCCAUCCAGGCAUCACUCUGACCGAAGAGAAGCUCUCCAGCAUCUUCUCAGAGCUGUUCAGGGAUGCCUGUGAGAGUGCCCAGGAGGCCGCCAGACGGAUCCACCACAUGAGGUCUGGAAGAGGCAACAACAGCCGAAAUGGGAUAUGCCCUGGGUCAUCACAGGGAUCGAGCAGGUCCAACAUGCCAGAGUUGGGAGAACUGGGGUCAGUGAGGAGGCCCAAGGGAAGUGACGUCCAUAAAGUCCUUAGCGAGGGGUCCUUCCCUGUCUUUGCCCUGUUUGGGGAGAGGCCAGGGGAAGUUGGGGAGACCAGCAGCCCUGCUGGAGAGAUGGACGAGACCCAGACUGCCAGCACUCCCAGCAUUCCCCGGUCUGGGCAUGGCGGCAGAAGGAGUAGCCAGACCACCAUUCCCACCACCGGCCACAGAGAGGCAGGUGUCACAGCCAGUAACAUCUUUGAUGUUAUUCUUCAUCUGGCGCACUCCGACACUGACCGGGAACUCCACCAGGAGUUCAGCAGUGAGGAUGAUGUUUCACUGAAUGACAUCAUGGACAUGAAGUUAACCCCGGCAGUGGAGCCCCUGGGGCAGAUGCUGUCCUCAUGGAGGCUGGUCAACAGGAUCUUCAGGGGGAAGGUCCACUACUUUGGGAAGGAGCUCAUCUGCAAGGUGUAUCAGAUGCUUCUGGACACCGGUAUGGGCAGGAGGCCAAUGGCCCGCCAGAGCAGGUCCGAGCCCACCCUGAAAGACCUGGCUGCCAACCGUAGGCUCUCCAAUGAAUUCUUCACAGACGUGCUGUACAUGUUCAUCCAACGGGCCAUUAAGAAUCUGCUGGAGAACUUCUUGGGUCUGCCGACCACCCCACCGGGUAGAGACAUUAUGUGGAAUGACAACUUCAACUGGAUGUAUAGGGACGGCUGGGGGGACACCCCCACAUCCAGCGAGGAGGACAGCGACUCCACCUGGUCAAGUGGGCUUGGGGAGGAGGAGGCAGAGUCCCAUGGGAGGUGGGCCGCUCUGUUGGAGAAGGGCAGCUUCCUGACCCUCCAGUCCUCCAGCUCCCUCUCCGAUGACAACAAGGAGGCACUAGGGGCCAUCUACCAGGUCCUGACCACCAGGGUGGGAGACAUCCUGAACAGUACCUGCAACGACGAUUACAAGGCCAGGCUCAUCAUCCAGAAAGGAUUGGAUUCCGGUGCCAGGGAAAGGUUCCCUGACUCUCCGUGUCCCUCUUCACCCAAGGACGAAGAGGAGGUGGUUGUGAGUGGCAUGACUGUCUCAUACCCUAAACCCUCCACCUCAACCCAGGCGGCAUGGGCAGCUCCUGCCCAGACUCUGGACGUUUUUCUGCCCAGACCCUGCCUGGAUGAAGAAGAGGUAGUGCCCAGCACCUCCAUGAAGGACAACUCUGUGACGACCACCCAUGCAGCACGGGCAGCUCCUUCCCAGACCCUGGAAGAAGAGGUGGGGGGAGCUGAGGUGUCCGACGUGAGUGACAGCUCCAUGAUGCCCACCAAGGCCCUUGAGAAGAUUCCCUCCCUCCUACCAGGCAAGAUCCUUAUCGAGGAGGACAUCCGCAUUCGCAGCACUCCCUGGGCCACCAUCAUGAGCCCCCAGACCCUGAAGCUCAUCCUCCAGGGCAUCAUGCGCCGACUGGAGGCCUCAGAGUCCCCCCAGACAAGGAGGGCCAACGACCCCUUCAGGCUGAUGAAGGAUCUCUUUCUGGAGGUCCAGCAUGCCCUUAAGUAUGCUGACAUCUCUGUCAUCUUUGGCCUGGAGGAGAGCAUCCAAUUCAUUGGGGAGGAUGCGGUGAAGGCCAUCGUGAAGACUGCAGCUAAAAGAUUGUCUCUGCGUUCGGACUCCAACCGGGCUCAACUGUGUGCCGCGCGCUCUGGUGGCGAGGGAGCCAUCAGGUGCAUGGCGGACACCAUCACACAAGUCAUAGAUGACUAUUCCGAGGACUGGAGUUCCGACUGCCAUUUUGGAGCCAGGAGGAGCUGUGCUAGUGGGAGGUCACACUCCUCAACCUCCUCAAGGAGUGACGUCACCUUCACCGAGGAGCUCUUGGCCCGGAGGGAAACCCUUGAAGAGGACCUAGAGGAGAUGGCUGAUGACAGCACUGGUUUGGAGAAGACCAUUGUAAGCUCAGUCAUCUCUGAGAAGUCCCAGGUAAUUAGCUACCUUUCUGAGAGCACCGAGCCCAUCAGCUGUGCCCUCUUCACAGAUCUCGAGGACAUCACCUCCACACAGGUGAGACAGACAAGAACCGGUAGAUCGUUUAGUUAUUUGGGCUGUUUGAUUGUGAGGCAUCGACUCAAAUCUGUUUCUCUCUCUACUAAGAAGAAGGAGAAGGAAGAGGCUAUGAAGGAAGAAGUGAGGAAGUCAGGAAAGAAGAAGCGAGGAAAUAACAAGGACCAGAAGAAGAACAAGGUGUCUCCUCUUGGCAAUGAUAGUACUGUGGCUGCAGAUGAGCCGAAGAAAAAACAGGCUCUCUUCCCGCGGAUCACAGCCGCCCUGGCAAAACUAUUUUGCUUCCCCUGCAAAAAAAGAUGCAAAAAGUAACUGUGCAGAGACCAGUUUGGGAAACCCUGAUGCCACCUCCCCCCAACCCACUUUCUAAAAAAACAUCAGAACAAUCAGAAGAGGGAGACAACCCCCCCUACUCACAACCCAUUUUAUUACCCC
Messenger RNA from Salmo salar (Atlantic salmon), 4341 nucleotides. NCBI's taxonomy places the organism in Eukaryota, Metazoa, Chordata, Actinopteri, Salmoniformes, Salmonidae. The record is from RefSeq and is a predicted model, not a curated record.